Messenger RNA from Brachypodium distachyon (stiff brome), 549 nucleotides. Its product is annotated as putative ripening-related protein 5. Bases 1 to 549 code for a protein of 182 amino acids. NCBI's taxonomy places the organism in Eukaryota, Viridiplantae, Streptophyta, Magnoliopsida, Poales, Poaceae. The record is from RefSeq and is a predicted model, not a curated record. The transcript has a single exon.
AUGGCGAUCUUCUUCCUGGGCCUGGCCACACUGCUCUCCACCUCCCACAUUGCGUCCUCCGACUGCCAGCCCAGCGGGAUCCUCCCGGGAAAGUCGGGCGACUGCGACAAGAGCAACAGCCCGGAUUGCUGCGAGGACGGCAAGCAGUACACGCAGUUCCUCUGCUCGCCACCCGCAGUCUCCGCGCCCUCCGCAAAUGCGGCCGUCCUGACGCUCAACAGCUUCAGGGAAGGCAAGGACGGCGGCAGCCCCUCAGAGUGCGACAACGCAUUCCACGCCGACUCGGAGCUCGUGGUCGCGCUCUCCACCGGCUGGUUUGCGGGAAUGGCCCGCUGCGGCCGCAGUGUGAGGAUCACGGUCGUCCCGGGCGGGGGCUCCGUGUCCGCCAAAGUGGUGGACGAGUGCGACUCCGUGCACGGCUGCGACGCCGAGCACAACUUCGAGGCGCCUUGCGGCAACAACGUCGUCGACGCUUCCCCCGCGGUGUGGGACGCGCUGGGCCUCGACCGGAACCAAGGCUUGCAGGACAUCACGUGGUCUGACGAGUAG